CAUCCCAUCACUGGUGGGGUUAUAUCGCUUUUCCCCUCCAUCUGAAAUCCUGACUCACCAAACCCGAAUUGCAAUACAACCUCACAAAGGAAAUACUGCAAUUACACAUCAGCUAUGGCCGACGCUCUCGAUCCCGCGAAUGCCUCGAAGGCAACUCUGAAGCUGGAAAAUACCGAGAAGCGCGACGCUCUGAUCGCAAUCGAAAAAAAAUACCAGAAAUACUGGCAAGACAGCCAUGUAUUCGAGACAGAUGCCCCCACCCUCGCGGAAGACCCUACGACCGACCCCGAUGAGCUGCGCGAGCGAAACCCUAAAUUCUUCAGCUGCAUGGCCUACCCGUACAUGAACGGUACUCUCCAUGCUGGACACUCGUUUUCCCUGAGCAAGGUCGAGUUCCAGACUGGCUUUGCCAGGAUGCAGGGAAAGAGGGCACUGUUCCCGCUGGGUUUCCAUUGCACGGGAAUGCCGAUCAAGGCUUGCGCCGACAAGUUGGCGCGGGAAGUUGAAUUGUUCGGGAAACAUUUCGACAGUGCUUUGGUGGAAGAAGAGGCCGACAAGGAACCUGCGCCUCCGCCCAGCAAUGCUGUCGCAAAGGAAGAUCCUACAAAAUUCGCAGCAAAGAAAGGAAAGGCCGCGUCGAAGGCUAUCAAGCUGCGGUGGCAGUUCCAGAUCAUGCAGGCGAUCGGGAUUCCUCUGGAGGAAAUCCACAAAUUCGCCGAUCCCCCGUACUGGCUGACGUACUUCCCUCCUCUGUGCAAGAGGGACUGUAACUCCCUGGGACUGCGUAUCGACUGGCGUCGUUCGGUGAUCACCACUGAUGCGAAUCCAUACUACGAUGCCUUUGUGCGCUGGCAGAUGAACAGACUGCGGGAGCUCGGAAAAAUCAAAUACGGGGAGCGAUACACGGUCUACUCCCCUAAAGACGGCCAGCCGUGUAUGGACCACGACAGAAGUGAUGGUGAGGGUGUCGGACCUCAGGAAUACACUGGAAUCAAGAUCAAGGUUCUGGAGUGGGCAGAUGAGGCGAAGGCCGAAAUCGAGGGCAAGCUACCGGCCGGUGCCAAUGUCUACAUGGUUGCUGCAACUCUGCGACCAGAGACUAUGUACGGUCAGACUUGCUGUUUUGUUGGACCUACCAUCACCUACGGAAUUUUCCAGGUUUCGGAGACCGAGUUUUACUUGUGCACGGAGCGUGCGGCCCGCAACAUGGCCUACCAGAAGAUCUUCCCCGAGGAGGGCAAGUUCCCUUGCGUUGCCAACGUCCAAGGAAAAGCUCUGGUUGGAACCCUCGUCUCGGCUCCGCUUUCGGUUCACACAGAGGGUGUUCGUGUUUUGCCCAUGGAGACUGUCCUUGCCACCAAGGGAACCGGCGUGGUUACCUCCGUGCCUUCCGACUCCCCCGACGAUUAUGCCACCGUUAUGGAUCUAGCAAAGAAGGCCGAGUUCUACAAGAUCAAGAAGGAGUGGGCAGAGCUAGAAAUUCCGCCCAUCAUCAAGACGCCUUCAUACGGUGACAAGACCGCCGAGUUCCUGGUCAAGAAGCUCAAGAUCAACUCUCCCAAGGAUGCUAAGCAGCUGGCUGAGGCCAAAGAACUCGCAUACAAGGAAGGUUUUUACCAGGGAAUCAUGUUGGUUGGGGACUUCGCUGGCGAGAAGGUAGAGGUCGCAAAGCCCAAAGUUCGGGAGCAGCUCUUCAAGAGCGGCUUGGCGUUUGCCUAUGCCGAGCCCGAAGGAGCCGUCACCUCCCGCUCCGGAGACGUUUGCAUUGUCGCCCUUCUAGACCAGUGGUACCUCGAUUACGGAGAGAAGGAGUGGCGUGCGAAAACCGAGAGCCUCGUAGCUGGUAAAUUGAACUCGUACCACCCCGAGACUAAGAACGGACUGAUAGCGAACCUCGCGUGGCUCAACCAGUGGGCGUGCGCAAGAUCCUACGGCCUUGGUAGCAAGCUCCCCUGGGACCCCCAGUUCUUGGUCGAGAGUUUGUCCGACUCUACGGUGUACAUGGCAUACUACACUAUUGCACACUACCUCCACGGCUCGAUCGACGGCAAGGCACCUGGUCUCUCCGGUAUCUCGGCAGAUCAGAUGGCGGAUGAGGUCUGGGACUACCUCUUCUGCCAGCGUGAGCUCCCCAAGGAGAUCAUUGAGAAGUACAACUUGCCCAUGGACUGGUUGGAGAAGAUGCAACGCGAGUUCCAGUACUUCUACCCUCUGGACGUCAAUGUUUCGGGCAAGGAUCUUAUUCAGAAUCAUCUUACAUUCUUCCUUUACAUCCACGUCGCGAUCUUCCCACCGCAGUACUGGCCGACGGGUAUCCGUGCCAACGGUCAUCUCAUGCUUAACGGUGACAAGAUGAGCAAAAGUACUGGAAAUUUCUUGACGCUCAGUGAGACUGUGGAGAAGUUCGGUGCCGAUGCUGCUAGAAUUGCUUUUGCAGAUGCCGGUGAUGGUGUUGAGGAUGCCAACUUUGAGGAGAAGGUCGCAAACGCGGCUAUUCUCAGACUGUACACUUUGAAGGAAUGGUGUGAGGAGAUUGUCAAGGAGGCGGAUGCUGGCAAGCUGAGAACUGGCCCCAAGGACUCUUUCUGGGACCAGAUCUUCGAGAACGAAAUGAACGAGCUCAUUGAAGCUACCAAGGAGCAUUACGCCGGGACCUCAUACAAGCUUGCCCUCAAAACCGGUUUCUACGAGUUCCAGGCCGCAAGAGAUACCUACCGUGAGGCUACAGCCGCCAUCGGCGGAAUGCACAAGGACUUGGUUCUGGACUGGAUCAAGAACCAAGCUCUCAUGCUGAACCCUAUCGCCCCUCACUGGGCUGAAUACGUCUGGCAGGAGCUUUUCAAGAAGACUACCACGGUCCAAAACGAGCUGUUCCCCAAGGCUUCUGCGCCCAUCUCUGCGGCCCUCACGGCUGCCAGAAACUACGUGCACAACGUCAACAGCAGCGUCACGUCGACCGAGGCCGCACAGCUCAAGAAGAAGGCGAAGGGCAAGGGAACCACCUAUGACCCCAAGAAAGCCAAGCAGCUCGCCGUCUAUGUCGCUCUGGGAUACCCUGGCUGGCAGGAGAAGUACAUCGACCUUGUGCGUGAGGCCUUCGACAAGGUCACGCUCUCCGUCAAUGACAAGGAGCUCAGCGCAAAGGUGUCGAAAAUGGGAGAGAUGAAGAAGGCUAUGCCGUUCGUGCAGGGUCUCAAGAAGAGGCUUCAAUCGGAGUCGCCCGAUACGGUCUUCAACCGCAAGCUGGCUUUCAACGAGGUGGAGACACUGAAGGGCAUGGUGCCCGGUCUCAAGAGGCUUACCGGCGCUAAGAAUGUGGCCAUUGUCGUUGUCGACGAGGGUGGAAAGACUGGCAAGACUGUGGAUGGAGAGGUCGUUGAAACGCUGCCGCCACUGGCCGAGGGUGCUGAGCCUGGUAACCCGAGGUACGAGUUUACCAACGUUGAGUAGACACUUGCACGUAGAUUAUGCUUAGGUAGAUCUGGGUCAUCUGGGGAAUCCAAAAAAAGACGAUUGCGAGUGAUGGUUGAUUCGGAUAAGCAACCCGCCAAGAACGUGCGGGGCUCGAUAAGAGAAGGCGGGACAUCUGCCUGGUG
Tricharina praecox is the source of this 3596-nucleotide messenger RNA. RefSeq lists its product as uncharacterized. Gene Ontology annotation, biological process: leucyl-tRNA aminoacylation. Gene Ontology annotation, molecular function: aminoacyl-tRNA deacylase activity; leucine-tRNA ligase activity; ATP binding. The coding region runs from base 115 to 3450 and encodes 1111 amino acids. The transcript has 7 exons. Lineage: Eukaryota; Fungi; Ascomycota; Pezizomycetes; Pezizales; Pyronemataceae. The record is from RefSeq and is a predicted model, not a curated record.